Messenger RNA from Adelges cooleyi (spruce gall adelgid), 3463 nucleotides. RefSeq lists its product as uncharacterized. Gene Ontology annotation, molecular function: ubiquitin-protein transferase activity. Gene Ontology annotation, cellular component: chromatin; nucleoplasm. Gene Ontology annotation, biological process: positive regulation of DNA-templated transcription. Bases 301 to 3273 code for a protein of 990 amino acids. The record is from RefSeq and is a predicted model, not a curated record. The transcript has 12 exons. NCBI's taxonomy places the organism in Eukaryota, Metazoa, Arthropoda, Insecta, Hemiptera, Adelgidae.
AGCGCUAUCAACGUUGGCCGUAGAACCGCAGUGGACGCGCAAAACGCACUGCGUUGUUGUCGUUCAUUAUAGCGUUUGUACUUAAAUACUUUAAUUUUCGUUUUAAGCGUAUGGACAUAUUGAAUACUUUUUGACAAAUUAUAAUACUGUCGUCGACUCACGACGUCUAGAGAUAAUAGCGUCGGAAGACCAUCAUCACUCGGUGCGGUCGGUCUGAUGCAACAAUGACGGGACGACGACGCAAGUUAUUAAUGUCUUCGGUUCUUUAGCGUCUGUACACUCGGAACGGUGGCUGCCGCAAUGACGGCCGCUGACGACAACGGGACACCGCGUCGUCGACGGCUUGUCGUGGACACCCUGAGUGUCGACUGUACGGAGUUUAGCGGAGCGUUCCUCACUUGUCCUACCUGCUUGUGCGUAUACGAUGCCGACGAACACGCUCCGAAGCUUCUAUCGUGCACGCACACUGUGUGUACACAUUGUGCCGGCAGAAUGGCGGCUGCCAGCAAAGCUCGAAUGCCGCCGAUACCAGUUACUGAAGUCGCAGAAGAUGAUGGUGGCAGUGAAGGCAACACGAUAGCUGAAGAUCGUGAUCGUGUUCAAUUACAGGAACAGGCAUCAUUCAAAUGUCCAAUAUGUCGGCAACGUGUAAUGGUGCCAUCUGAUGCUGAUGGAGGUGUUCAAGCCCUUCCACCUUCUUUCCUAGUUAACCAGCUCUUAGACCUAGUGUGUGCUCCACCAGUUGGUAUGGUGUCUGGUGGCGUUAGUGGUGCUUUAUCUAGUAAACGUACUACUGUAGUUGUACCAACAUGUGCUGGGGGUGCUGGAACAGAUCCAGGGCACACCGAAAGAGAAUUAGCAUACUGUAGUCGUUGCGACCAUACCUAUUGUCCUGUGUGUGUCGAGGCUGAAGAAGAAGACAAUGAUCAUAAUGAGAAAGAUAUAGGAGGUAUUAUACCAGUGGAUGAUACCGACACUGAGCCUGUUCCUCGCCAACAGUGCCAUCAUCCUACUUCUGCUGUUUUGCCUGCAUCAGUCGCGGCAGCCCGAUGGGCAGAUGUGCUUCAAUACAGAGCAGCAGAAUUGGCCAAUAAAUUAGAUAGAUGUGCCAGAGCAGUACAAGCUGAGUUACAAGCAUUAGAUGAUUCACAACGUCGUUGUAAAGAAGCUGUGGACUCUGUGUUUGGAGCUGCAGGUCUACUGGUAAUGGCUAUUGAAAACCGAAGAUUAGAGCUAAUAUCUGAAGCAGACAAAACUUGCCUUAGUCGACGUACUGCUUUAGAUCAUCAGCUUAAAGAAAUACUCUCGGAAACGGCACAAAUAACUGCAACUGGACGCUGCAGUACAAUUUUGGACCCAGAUUUAACCACUGUUGAAGACCUCUUGGAGUAUGGCAGUGAAGUGCAGUCAGUAAGAAAAGCUGCUACUGAAAUGGGGCGUAAGUUAACUGAAGUGUCGAAUUCAACAAUGGAGCCAGCAGCAAAUGGUCAUGUUCGAGUCCGAGGUUUGAAUACAGCAGAAGUAAAAGCGGCAAAACAAUCUAUACAUCAUGCUAUACACAAGCUUGGCAUAAUUCGAGCUACCGAGACUUGCCCUUCACAAUGCUGGUUUGAAUACUGCAGUACUGAAUCAGGAAUUUUGCCUUCUUCUCCUUCAGGAGGACCAUUGAUGGUGGCCAAAUCAGUAGGUACAGUUCUUUGUCGACUGAUAGCAAGAGAUGCAUUGGGCUGUAGGAGAAGACAUGGUGGUGAUCCAGUAGACGCCGAGUGGUGGCCUGUUGUAGACGAUAAUGGCAAAGGAGCAACCCGAAGUAAAGGUGGUGGGCGAUAUGCAGUAAAUGCAGACGACAGUGACAGCGAUGGUGAUAAUAAUGUUGACUUUAAUGAGGAUGGAGUCCGAGUAAUAGACCACGGUGAUGGUUAUUAUACAGUACGCGUUCUAAUACACAGAACUGGCAGGUAUCGAUUGCGUGUUAGGGUAUUGGGUCGUCAAAUUCGUCCAACCACCACUGUAAAUGGCCAUCAUGGAUGCAUCGAAUUUCGUGUAGUAGACAAUGAAGCCACAGCGCAAUGUGUAGUUCCUUCAAACAACGAAAGCGAUAGCAGUAAAGCGAGACAACCAGCAGCAGUGACUGCAGUAUGUCACAAACAAUUAUUGCAGGCAUUUGUGCUGGACUUAGUGGCAGGGCAGGUGUGUAUACUCAAGUUGAAUGGAAAACUAAUAGAAUUACCCAUGACACACUGUGAUCCACUGUUGUUUCGUGGCCGAUCAGCUACUGGAUUAGCAGCAGUGUUGUGCUCUCUCGGCACUACACUGUUGGCCUGCAAUUGGCGGACAGGAGUGGUAUGUCGGACUUUGGUAGCUCUAGAUAGUUGUCAGGGUAAGGCACCAUCACUAGAAUGGGUCCGUGUGCUAGGUGUGGAAGAAGUUCUGGAACCUGUGUGUGUUGCGGCUUUCACUAUAGAUCAUCUUGAUGGGUUGGUUCUAUUACUGUUAGGUGACUCACGUGGUCGCGUACACGGAUACCGAAUCACAAGGAACGAAGAAUUAGCAGAGCAUGUGUACACGAUAGACAAUGGGGGCAGUGGUACAGAUGAUGGAGUUGCCGUCGGUGGUUCAUUUAUAGCUGUGGUUGAAAGAGAACUAUAUAUUAUUCCUAGUGGUAAAGGGCCACUUCUCAACGAAAACAAUGAUCAGAAAAUCAGCUGUCGUCGCAGAUUGGACGUGUACAAUGUUACUGAUGGGAAAUUUAAAAGAACCCUGUAUGCCAAAAGCCGAGACGACAAUAUAGUGGACCUGUCAUCGGACAUAGAAGAUGACAAUAGACACACAUUGAACAAGCAAUCAGCAUCAGCUUCUGCAGUGUCUCGAUAUUGCGUGGUCACCACUUGUCCCGGAUUGAUUUGUGACAGACACUAUGUUUUGGCUUGCCGAAAGCACAAGCGACGUGGCGGCGGUGGUCCAGUUGGAGUUGGUGGUCGCUACGUAAUAGAUGUAAUUGAUACACUCGACGACAAAGUGGUAAACACGGUAAAAUGUUCCCUGAAACGACGGCCUUUGUCUCUGGCUGCAUAUCGAGUAGCUUGUUCAGUGCCGCUCCCAACAACACUCAGCAACAACAAUGAUUGUGGUGAUGGCAAUACUUUACAGGAACAAAAGUCUAACUGCACUGACGGUUCGAAAGAAAAUUAUCAAUCGGAAGGGCCAAUCUACUAUGAAUACUAUGUUUUGGUAGCGGACGGUACCGUUGUGAAUAGAUACCGAUUCCGAUGAACGACUUACUUACAAACUGUACUUAUGUAUAUUUCAACUAUGUGUGAACACAUGAUUAAACCUUUUAGCGUACUUAUGUAUAGUCAAAUAUUCUACUUAAUGCAUAUUCUAGUCCUCUUACUAUUAUUAUUAUUAUUAUUAUUAUUUAUGACAUGCAAGUUAAAAAUUAAAUAGACUGUACGCGGCUGUA